GCGGUGUCAACUCUGAAUAACGGAGGGGAUUAAAUAUGGAGUUCUUGGAUGAAGACGCCAGGCCUCGAUUCCUCUUCCAAUCACGUCCUCAACCUUCAUCAUCUCCCGACAAUGAUGAUAACACCAGCUUCAAUAAACCCUCUAAAACCUUUCUCUUUAUUUCCAUUUCUAUCUCUUUCCUUCUCUUCUUUAUCUCCUUCUUCUUCCUCCAAAGCGAGCCCUUUAAAUCCCUCAUCUUAUGGCUAAUUCUCUCCCUCCUUGUUGGCCCUUUUGCCCCCCCGCAGAUCACUGGUGGUCACACUCGCGUCGGUUACGGUCCAAUCCUUGAGAACCCUGUUCAAGAUCAGCAGAUCGAACCUGAAAUAAAGAAGAGACCAAAUAAAAACCGAUCUUCAAUCAAUAAGUCUCCGGAUUUUCAUGCUAGUCAUGUUCCGGCUAUUGAAAACGCAAAUGGAUCAAGUGGGUUUGUGCCAAAAGAAAAGAAAAGUCAAAUUUUGGAACACAAGGGGAACGGGGUUGGUAGAAAUGAGGAAGAGAAGGACUGGACUGAAGAGGAUAUUGAGAUUUUGAAGAAACAGAUGGUGAAGAACCCGGUUGGGAAGCCGAAGCGAUGGGAAGUGAUUGCUGAGGCUUUUAAUGGGAGGCAUAGAGUGGAGAGCGUGAUAAAGAAAGCGAAAGAAUUGGGAGAGAAAAAGAUUGAUGAUAGUGAUUCGUAUGAGCAAUUCCUGAAGAAUCGGAAGGCAUUAGAUGUGAGAAUGCAAGACAAAAAUGAAGGGUUGGUGAUGGAGAAUGGUGAAGAAAGUAGGAAAGAUGAUAAAGAAAAUGGUUGGAGUGCUGGAGAGGAUAUAGCAUUGCUUAAUGCAUUGAAAGCCUUUCCUAAGGAAGCUCCAAUGAGGUGGGAGAAGAUUGCGGCUGCUGUGCCUGGCAGAUCAAAGGCUGCUUGUAUGAAGAGAGUUGCUGUAUUGAAAAAGGAGUUUCGGAGCUCUAAAGCUGGUGCCGAUAGCUAAGAGAUUUGUGGUGUUUUCUUUGAGUUUUGAAUUACAGAAGCCAUCAUUGAGGUAACUGAUGGUUCAUUACAAUUUUUUUUUCUUUUAUCAAAUCAAUAUCAUUACAUGUACUGGAUUAAGGAUUGAAGUCCUUGAUAGUUUUGUUGGUGACUUAAGAGACAUAAAAGUAAUUUGUAAAACAAAUGUUUCAAUAUGUAAUCCGGUUGGCAUUUUUUUUUUUCAAUAAGAUUAAGCUUGCGGAUGUGGUGAUUUUGAAUAGCUGGUUGAUGAAAUUUAUUUGGUAUUGAUCUUUA
Messenger RNA from Pistacia vera, 1300 nucleotides. Its product is annotated as transcription factor MAMYB-like. Gene Ontology annotation, cellular component: cytosol. The record is from RefSeq and is a predicted model, not a curated record. The transcript has a single exon. Bases 36 to 1007 code for a protein of 323 amino acids. Gene Ontology annotation, molecular function: ribosome binding; Hsp70 protein binding. Gene Ontology annotation, biological process: regulation of translational fidelity; 'de novo' cotranslational protein folding. NCBI's taxonomy places the organism in Eukaryota, Viridiplantae, Streptophyta, Magnoliopsida, Sapindales, Anacardiaceae.